GCCAGGAGGAGGCUGUGCACUUCGCUGCUGGGAGGACGGGGGUGGCGUGCAACAUACUGAUCUCCCCCUCAGGAAAUCCACACAGCUGCUCCUCAGGACGGGCCCUAAAUGUGCUCUGCACAGCUCUGCCUUCCCUCUGGUUUGGACAUUAUCCUGUGUCGAUGCCUCAUGCUCCUGCCACUGUUUCUCUCUGGAAAGGCUGGUCACAGAUGUUGCUUUAAAUCCCUUGCAUCAAAUUCAUGGACUCUGCUCUGUUUCAGGGGCAGAGCUGAAUGAAGGGAAUAGCCUGAGAAGGCCCCGCUGUGCGGACAUGGUUGAUCUGGAGGCAUGCCCCUUGCUGUACAUGCCUGUCUGUGGGACCGAUGGGAACACCUAUGCCAACGAAUGCUUGCUCUGUGUGCAGCAAAGGAAAACUAGGCAAGACAUCCGGAUUUUGAGGGACAGGGAGUGUGAAGAAGUCUGAGCUUUCUGGUAGCCGUCCUGAGCCAUGGAAACAGGUGAUUAAUAGAUCCUGUGCGCUCUGUGCUGAUUGCACACUUCAGUCAGUGAUGAUGAAUAAUAAAAUGACAUGCGCAAUGCUC
This is a messenger RNA of Struthio camelus australis, 581 nucleotides long. The record is from RefSeq and is a predicted model, not a curated record. Lineage: Eukaryota; Metazoa; Chordata; Aves; Struthioniformes; Struthionidae.